This is a messenger RNA of Dujonia railenensis, 1269 nucleotides long. The record is from the annotation of a GenBank genome assembly. Lineage: Eukaryota; Fungi; Ascomycota; Pichiomycetes; Serinales; Debaryomycetaceae.
AUGAAAGCUUCCACAUUGUUAUCUGUGUUUAUUACACUUCAGACUGUAAGCGCUUUACCGUAUGAAUGGUCUUGGUUGAAAAACGCUCAAUCUGUACUUUCCUUCUCCUCGAACAAACCUUGUCUUAUCAAGCUCGGUCCCAUCGAAUAUGCAGUUGUUAGCGAAGAAGAAAAGUUGCAAUUGAAGCGUGAAAAGAUCAACUUCAUUGAUGUCACUAGCCAUAUCUCCGUCGAGGAAGCAAUCCAGAAAGGAUCAGUACUUAAACAAGGUGAAUUUGAUUCUGUUUUGCAAUUGGCUAUUUCAAGCAAUGAUGAGGAACCUGUUGCCGCCUACAACUACCCCCAAAAGGCUAAACAUGAAAAGAAUGUGGUGCCAUUCUUUAAGGAUAUUGAUGUUGAAUCUAUGAAAAGCAAUUUAAAUAACUUUACUUCUUUCUAUACCAGGUACUACAAGUCGAAGACCGGUUUUGAACUGGCUCUUUGGUUACAAGGAAAGAUAAAUGAAAUAAUCCCUGCUAAUGCCGUUAAGAAAGGUAUCACCGUUACACCAGUGGAUCACCAAGAAUGGGACCAAUUCUCCCUUGUAGUAACUAUUCCAGGAAAGGGUUAUACCAGUACAGAAAAGGGCCCAAUUGUCAUUAUUGGAUCCCAUCAAGACUCUGUCAACUUGUUAUUCCCAAACGCGAUGCCUGCACCAGGUGCUGAUGACAAUGGUUCUGGUACUGUCACCUGUUUAGAAGUGUUAAGGUUACUCGCCGAGCAAUAUAGUACUGGUGAAUUUGCCCCAGAGAAUACCUUGGAAUUCCACUUCUAUUCAGCGGAAGAAGGUGGUUGUCUCGGAUCAAUUGAUGUUUUCACUCGCUACAAGAUUGCAGGAGAAGAAGUUUUCGGUAUGUUGCAACAAGACAUGACUGGAUAUACUGCAAAAGUUACGUCCGAAGGUGUCGAAAAUCACUUAGGUCUCAUCACUGAUUACACCACUUCAUUUUUAAACAAUUUUGUAAAACUCAUGAUUGAUACUUACUGCAACAUCCCAUACCAUGAAAGUUCAUGUGGUUAUGCAUGUUCAGACCAUUCUUCCGCUAUUUCCAAUGGAUUUCCUGCCAGUUUUGUCAUUGAAUCUGAAUUCAAGUAUAUCAGUGGGUACAUCCAUAGCAUCAGGGAUACGGUAGAUAAAAUUGACUGGGACCAUGUGGUUGAACACGUUAAGUUGACCAUUGGAUUCGCUUAUGAAUUAAGUCAUGCAAAGGUAAUCAAAACUAAGGAUUAA